Dentiscutata erythropus is the source of this 264-nucleotide messenger RNA. The record is from the annotation of a GenBank genome assembly. Lineage: Eukaryota; Fungi; Glomeromycota; Glomeromycetes; Diversisporales; Gigasporaceae.
AGCUGUUAGCGAACAAAACUGAAGAAGCAGGAGAGCAGGGUCUACAGAUCGAAGCACUACGGGUGACCAGCACUAUUGCUCCAAUCAUGAGCGAAGAAUCAGAAGAUACUAGAAAUGAAGCUCUGAUUUUCAAGCCUGGUAAUGAGGUUACGAUCCUUCAAUCCAGAAUCAUUACCUCUGGUAAUAUUCCUAAAGCUCUGAUUGAUUCGGAUGGUGAGAAUAUGGAGCUGUCAGCGAACAGAGCCGAAGAAGCAGGAGAGCAAG